Molecule: messenger RNA, 2399 nt
Organism: Paramisgurnus dabryanus
Lineage: Eukaryota; Metazoa; Chordata; Actinopteri; Cypriniformes; Cobitidae
Source: RefSeq, a predicted model, not a curated record
UGUGAGGUUUACGUUUUUAAAUGGUAAUGAAGGAAGUCCUUUUAGUUUUGCAGCAUCUUCCUUCACUGACGGAUAACAGCUUUGCUUUACUCCUGACUGUGCAAAUGGAAAUGUUUAAAAUACUCCUUUUGACAGUGGCAGUCAUUGCAGCAGUAAAAUCUCAAAAUGCAACUGAUGGAUCCAAACCAACAAUCAGUUUGAAGCAAGAUCCAGAAUACCCAGAGAUCUACACCGGCGAACAGGUCAUACUUACCUGUAACAUUAAAGAGCAGACAUCUCCUCCCUGGACAUACCAGUGGAAAAAAGACAAUACUGAAGUCAACAGUGGCGGUCAGAUUUAUAAUAUCUCCAGUGCUACAAUGCUUCACAAAGGGUCCUACACGUGUCAUAUCAGCAGGAAUGGGGUCACAUUUUCAUCUGAGCCAAAUAACCUGACCAUAAUCGAGACACCUCAACCACAACUGUCCAAAGAGCCUCAAUGGGAUUUAUUUUACCCAACUGAAAAGGUGACUCUGACGUGUUCAAUCAAUGGAAAUCCAAAUGAUUGGAAAUAUAGAUGGUACAAAAUCAAAGAUAAGCUGGACGAUGACAUAUCCAUAUCUGGAAAAACACUUACAAUAAACUCAGCAAAAUCAAGUUACUCUGGAAAAUAUAUGUGCAAAGCAAAACAUCUACGAAGAUCUGCAGUUACAAAACCAGCAGAACUUUUGGAGCUUCACAUUUCAGAUUCCACUCCUAAACCAACCAUACGACCAGACCCAUCAUUUGAGUUUUUCUACACUGGUGAACAAGUCCGGCUUACUUGUGACAUGCCAGGUGCCGCAUGGGAAUAUCAUUGGCACAAAGACUCAAAGACAACAGAACUUUCCACUCCAAAUAAAAAUUAUAUUAUUAAUUCAGCAUCUCUCCAUGACGCUGGUGAAUAUUACUGCGAAGCAAAGAGACGUGACUUCUCAAUCAACAGUGAGAACAUGACAUUGCAAGUUAAAGAGCCACCUCAACCAACACUGUCCAAAGAGCCUCAAUGGGAUUUAUUUUACCCAACUGAAAAGGUGACUCUAACGUGUUCAAUCAAUGGAAAUCCAAAUGAUUGGGAAUAUGAAUGGUACAAAAACGAAAAUAAGCUCUCCAAAGACAAUGACAUAUCCUUAUCUGGAAAAACACUUUCAAUAAACUCAGCAAAAUCAAGUCACUCUGGAAGUUAUAAGUGCAAAGCAAAACAUCUACAGAGAUCUCCAGUUACUACAAAAGAAACAGAGGCCCUGCAGCUUCACAUUUCAGAUUCCACUCCUGAACCAACCAUACGACCAGACCCAUCAUUUGAGUUUUUCUACACUGGUGAACAAGUCCAUCUUACUUGUAACAUGCCAGGUGCCGCAUGGGAAUAUUAUUGGUACAAAGACUCAAAGACAACAGAACUUUUUUCUGCAAAUAAAAAUUAUAUUAUUAAUUCAGCAUCUCUCCAUGACACUGGAGAAUAUCACUGCGAAGCAAAGAGAGGGAACGUCUCGAUCAACAGUGGGAAAAUGAAAGUGCAAGUUAAAGAGCCACCUCAACCACAACUGUCCAAAGAGCCUCAAUGGGAAUUAUUUUACCCAACUGAAAAGGUGACUCUGACGUGUUUAAUCAAUGAAAAUCCAAACGAUUGGGAAUAUGAAUGGUACAGAAACGAAAUUAAGCUCUCCAAAGACAAUGACAUAUCCUUAUCUGGAAAAACACUUUCAAUAAACUCAGCAAAAUCAAGUCACUCAGGAAACUAUACGUGCAAAGCAAAACAUCUACGGAGAUCUCCAGUCACUACAAAAGAAACAGAGGCUCUGCAGCUUCACAUUUCAGAUUCCACUCCUGAACCAACCAUACGACCAGACCCAUCAUUUGAGUUUUUCUACACUGAUGAACGAGUCCAGCUUACUUGUAACAUGCCAGGUGCCGCAUGGGAAUAUUAUUGGUACAAAGACUCAAACACAACAGAACUUUCUACUGGAAAUAAAAAUUAUAUUAUUAAUUCAGCAUCUCUCCAUGACACUGGUGAAUAUCACUGCAAUGCAAAGAGACGUGACUUCUCAAUCAACAGUGAGAACAUGACAUUGCAAGUUAAAGAGCCACCUCAACCACAACUGUCCAAAGAGCCUCAAUGGGAUUUAUUUUACCCAACUGAAAAGGUGACUCUGACGUGUUCAAUCAAUGAAAAUCCAAACGAUUGGGAAUAUGAAUGGUACAACAACGAAAUUAAGCUCUCCAAAGACAAUGACAUCUCCAUAUCUGGAAAAACACUUUCAAUAAACUCUGCAAAAUCAAGUCACUCUGGAAACUAUAAGUGCAAAGCAAAACAUUUACGGAGAUCUCCAGUCACUACAAAUGAAUCAGAGGCUCUGCAGCUUCACAUUUCAGGCAAGUAA